Molecule: messenger RNA, 1023 nt
Organism: Molossus molossus (Pallas's mastiff bat)
Lineage: Eukaryota; Metazoa; Chordata; Mammalia; Chiroptera; Molossidae
Product: immunoglobulin-binding protein 1-like
Exons: 1
Coding region: 1-1023 (340 amino acids)
Biological process (GO): regulation of signal transduction; regulation of dephosphorylation
Cellular component (GO): cytosol
Molecular function (GO): protein phosphatase 2A binding
Source: RefSeq, a predicted model, not a curated record
AUGGCAGCAGCCAAAGAAGAGGAGUCUCUGCUGCCCCGGCUCCCGCAGCUGUUCGAAACCAGCAAACAACUUCUGGAAGAAGUGGAAGAAGCAGCUGAACCCACCACUGCCCCCAUGGUCCAGAAGAAGGUGUUGAAGGGGCUAGACCUCCUUGAGAAGGCAGCUAAAAUGUUAUCACAGCUCGACUUGUUCAGCAGAAAUGAAGAUUUGGAAGAGAUCGCUUCCACUGACUUGAAGUACCUGAUGGUGCCUGCACUCCAAGGAGCGUUCAUGAUGAAACAAGUCAGCCCUGACAAGCGCCUAGACCACUUGCAGUGGGCUCGAGAACACUUUAUAUACUACUUAACUCAGUGCCAAUUCUAUCAUGUGGAAGAGUUCGAGUUGCCUCAAACCAAGGACAACCCAGCUGAAAAUAACACUGCUAGUUCCUCCAUGGCCUACCCUAGCCUUGUUUCCAUGGCAUCUCACAGACAGGCUACAAUAGAGAGAUACAAACAGAAGAAGGAGGUGGAGCAGAGGUUGUCUGCAAUGAAAUCUGCUGUGGAAAGUGGUCAAGUAGAUGAUGAGCAUGUCCGGGAGUACUACCUCCUUCACCUCCGAAGGUGGAUCAGUAUCAGCUUAGAGGAGAUUGAGAGCAUUGACCAGGAGAUACAGAUCCUGAGAGAAAAAGGCCCUUCAAAAGAGGCAUCGACUUUGCACUCAGCUCUUCAGGACAGGCCUGCAGGAAGACCCUUCAUUCUCACUCGGAAUGUGGCCCAAGCCAAAGUAUUUGGAGCUAGUUAUCCAAGUCUGGCAUCGAUGGCGGUGAAUGACUGGUAUGAUCAGCAAGAGAAAUGUGGAACAUUACCAGAUCAGGGAACAGCCAAGACAGUAUCAGAAGUCAAAACAACAGCUUGGCAACAGGAAGAUCAGGAAGAAGAGGAGGAAGAGGACUGUGAUUCAACACCCCACCAAGCUCAGGAAUGGGAUGACUGGAAGGACACUCAUCCUAGGGCCUACGGCAACCGACAGAACAUGGGUUAG